UUGGGGCGGCUUGUUGCGGUCCGGCCUUUUUCAUUCCGGGAUGCGGCGGAGUUGGGCUUUGAGGCAGUGCGUUUCGGAGGCUCGGUUCUCCGGGAAGAGGUGGCUGGUGGCUGGCCUGGGGAACCAUGGAAUGCCUGGCACACGGCACAGUGUGGGCAUGGAGGUGCUGGGGCAAAUAGCGAGGCGACUAGGAGUGGCGGAGAGCUGGACACGUGACUCUCGCUGCGCUGCUGACCUCGCCCUGGCCCCGUUUGGGGAUGCCCAGCUGAUACUGCUCCGGCCACGGCGCCUCAUGAAUGUCAAUGGACACAGCGUGGCCCAAGCUGCCCAGCUGUUUGGACUGACUGCAGAGGAGAUCUAUCUGGUACAUGAUGAACUUGACAAGCCCCUGGGAAAGCUGGCUCUGAAGCUAGGGGGCAGCGCAAGGGGCCACAAUGGAGUCCGUUCCUGCAUUAGCUGUCUGAACUCCAGUGCAAUGCUGAGGCUUCGGGUAGGCAUCGGGCGCCCCACACACCCUAAUACGGUGCAGGCCCAUGUCCUGGGCUGCUUCUCCCCAGAGGAGCAGGAGCUGCUGUCCUCCUUGAUGGAUCAGGCCACCGACCUGCUUCUGGACCACAUCCGUUCUCGAAGCCAGGGGCCACCAUCGAGCCUCUGAGACCAGUGGACACAUCUACCUGUUUGACUGCCUGCUGAAGCCCAGACACAGCCACAGGAAUGCCGUGACACAUGUGGUGCUCUGCUGACAGGACAUGCUGGCUGGCUGAAGUCUUCCGGGAGCGAACAUUGUGAAACACUGUAUCCCCCAAGCUUCAGCUUCCUCACCUGUGAAGCAGCAGGGACCAA
Arvicola amphibius (Eurasian water vole) is the source of this 843-nucleotide messenger RNA. It is a transcript of the gene Ptrh1, whose product is annotated as peptidyl-tRNA hydrolase 1 homolog. The record is from RefSeq and is a predicted model, not a curated record. The transcript has 6 exons. NCBI's taxonomy places the organism in Eukaryota, Metazoa, Chordata, Mammalia, Rodentia, Cricetidae. Gene Ontology annotation, molecular function: peptidyl-tRNA hydrolase activity. Bases 41 to 655 code for a protein of 204 amino acids.